AUGGAUAGAUUUUUAAAUGAAAUGAACCUCACUCAACUUAUUAAAUCGCCAACGAGGAUCACUGAUGCAACUCAAUCAUUGCUAGAUGUUAUCCUAGUGUCGUCGAAGUCAAUAGUGUACCGAAGUGGAGUAUUACUUACAUCAAUCAGUGACCAUCUACUUGUGUAUGCUGAACUUAAGAUUAAGUCUCCUAAGCAACCUUCGCAAUACAUUACAGCACGUAGCUUUAAAAAUUAUGUACCGAAUUAUUUUGCAGCUGAUCUUGCGGACAAAUCAGAUUGUCUCCUAUCUAUUUUUGACGGCGACGAUGUAAAUGCUAAACUAAACAUUCUUAACUAUGCGAUCCAGUCUACACUAGACGUUCAUGCUCCAAUUAAAACAAUUAAGAUCCGUAACCGAUCAUGCCCAUUUAUUACCCAAGACCUCAGAAACCUUAUGAAAGAGAGAGAUCGAUUACAUCAACGAUUUCUACGUACGCGGGAUAUUAUAGACUGGGUCAAUUAUAAGAGCUACCGGAAUAAUGUGAAGAGAGAUCUUAAGAAGGCGGAGAAUGAGUAUAACUCUAAUGAAGUACGGCAACAUAAGGAUAAUCCGGGGUCUCUAUGGAAAAUAGUAAACCGUCUUAUACCAUCAAAAGGAAAAGAAAGACAAAUCUAUAAAGGAGACCAUAAAUCUCUUGCAAAUGAUUUCAAUCAGUUUUUUUCAUCGGUUGGUGAAAAUGCAGCAAGGGCGUCUUCUCAUCUAGCAGAUACUAACAACAUCAAUCUACGAGAAUCAAUCGAAUCAGUCGUUAUAACUGAAAUCGACCAAUUUAAGUUUAGAGCCGUAACUUGCCACGAAGUACGUCGAGUAGCUUUAUCGUUACCUCUCAAUAAAUCAUCUGGUCCGGAUAAGAUUAACCCACGGAUCAUAAAGGACUGUCUUCCGGUCAUUUUGGGUCCUUUAACGGAAAUUAUAAAUUGUUCCCUUCGUACUUCUACUUUUCCUCUGGCAUGGAAAAAGGCAGAACUUAUUCCUAUUCAUAAAGAAGGUGACCACGAGGUACCCUCAAAUAAUCGACCAGUUUCCCUUCUUGUAGUCGCAUCUAAAAUCUGUGAAAGAUUAGCUCUUGAGCAAUUUAGCUGUUACCUAACAAGCAACAACCGACUAUCCUCCCACCAAAGUGGAAAUAAAAAACUUCACUCGACAGAGACAUUAAACGUUUUUAUCACUGACACCAUCUUAAAGGCCAUGGAUAAACAGAAACUCUCAGCUCUAGUGUUGCUUGAUCUCUCAAAAGCAUUUGACAGUAUAAACCAUCAGAGACUACUUCAUAAACUAUCAAAUGUCGGAGCAUCCAAAUCAACAGUAAACUGGUUCAGAAGCUACUUAACAGACCGUUUCCAAUCAACCCGUAUUAACUCUACGUUAUCAGAUCCAUUACCGAUAACUUAUGGUGUACCUCAAGGGGCCAUUUUAUCGCCAUUGCUCUUUUGUAUAUACCUUUACGAUCUACCCUGUGCAUCUUACAAUGGUGAUCUUGAAUCAUACGUUGAUGAUACGAAAACUUUGUUAUCGUUUCCUUUAACGGAAGCUGACACUGGAAUUAAAAAUCUGGAAGAAGACCUACAUAAAAUUGCGUCUUGGUGCUGUGAAAACAAUCUUUUGGUGAAUCCAGAUAAAACAAAAUUCAUGAUCAUUGGAACCAGGCAGCUGAUGAACGAACUUGAUGUCAAUAUUUCGAUCUCUUUUAUGGGGAAGAUUCUAGAACCUGUUGAUUUUGCCAAAGAUCUAGGACUUCUAAUGGACAGCACCUAA
This is a messenger RNA of Paramuricea clavata, 1797 nucleotides long. Lineage: Eukaryota; Metazoa; Cnidaria; Anthozoa; Malacalcyonacea; Plexauridae. The record is from the annotation of a GenBank genome assembly.